Messenger RNA from Rattus norvegicus (Norway rat), 5891 nucleotides. The record is from RefSeq and is a predicted model, not a curated record. NCBI's taxonomy places the organism in Eukaryota, Metazoa, Chordata, Mammalia, Rodentia, Muridae.
GGAGUAGCGUGGAGGUUUGUAAGUGUGCAGUCGAGGUAAGCUAGUGGUCGGCCUGCUUUCGUAGCUGGUUGGGUUAGAAGCCAGCAGGGGCGUUUGGCCGGGGCUGCUAACCCGGAGCGGAUACCUUGAAGGUGGAGUUCGAGGUUUCCUUCUGGGUGGACCAAGCCCCACCCUUUCGUCCUGUUCAGAUGGUAACAAUAUUCUCAUCUUUAAGAAUAUGAUUUCUUUGAUCUUCAUUUCUGAAUACAGCAAUCGUGCAGAAGGCCUGCAUGCUGCUUGGGCAGGAGGCAAGAUAUCCCCCAAGAGCCAAGAUGCGGGUGUGCUGGUUGGUGAGACAGGACUGCUGGCACCAGCGAAUCAAACUUCCCCAUUUAGAAGCUGUUGUGAUUGGUCGAAGCCCGGAGACCAAGAUCACAGAUAAGAAAUGUUCCCGACAGCAAGUACAGUUGAAAGCGGAGUGUAACAAGAGAUAUGUCAACGUUAAGCAGAUGGGGGUCAAUCCCACCAGCAUUGACGAAGUCGUCAUUGGGAAGGACCGGGAGAUGAAGCUGCUGCCUGGUCAGGUUCUCCACAUGGUGAAUGAACUUUAUCCAUACAUGGUGGAGUUUGAGGAGGUGGCAGAGAGCCCUAACGUAACACAGAGGAAGAGAAAGAGGCCAGACUGUGAUAGUCAGGAGAUGGAAGCUGAGGCUGGGGCCAGCCCCAGCCAGUGCUCUGUGUCCCCUAAGACGGGCAAGCAUGGAGCCGCCAAGGAGGAAUCACUGGGCCACUGGAGUCAAGGCUUGAAGAUAUCUAUGAAAGACCCCAAAAUGCAGGUUUAUAAGGAUGAUCAGGUGGUGGUGAUUAAGGAUAAAUACCCCAAGGCCCGGCACCACUGGCUGGUCUUACCAUGGGCCUCCAUUUCCAGUCUGAAGGUUGUGACCAGUGAACACCUCGAACUUCUCAAACACAUGCACGCAGUAGGGGAAAAGGUGAUAGCAGAUUUUACUGGAUCCAGCAAACUGCGCUUCCGACUGGGUUACCAUGCCAUUCCCAGCAUGAGCCAUGUACAUCUUCAUGUGAUCAGCCAGGAUUUUGAUUCUCCUUGCCUUAAAAACAAAAAGCAUUGGAAUUCUUUCAAUACAGAAUAUUUUCUGGAGUCACAAGCUGUGAUCAAGAUGGUUCAGGAAGCUGGCAGAGUGACUGUUAAAGAUGGGACUUGCGAACUCUUGAAGCUGCCUCUCCGUUGCCAUGAGUGUCAGCAGCUGCUGCCUUCCAUCCCACAGCUGAAGGAGCACCUCAGGAAGCACUGGGGCGGGUGACACUCGCCUUGGUGACCGAGUGCAGUGCUAGCAUCAUUCUGCAUUGCCUGCGCUCCGUUCAGUCCUGAACUAAAGCAUGCAGCUCUUCAAAACAAAGCUUAUUAUUCUUGAGUGACCACACAGGGUGACUCUGGGUCAGGAACUGGGAAUAUGGGUUUGUAUGGUAUAUUUUCUGGUAAUGGAGGAUGAGACAUGCCUGAUCACUCUUCCCAAGACCAUGUCAGGCCUGACUAAUAAGAGGGCAGAGCCAGCUUGAGGUUCAAAUACAAGAUGUAGAAGCAGAGGACUGGUAAUGUAUUUGUUCCUACCCUUGCCCCUGGAUCAUGUUCUAUCUUUUUAUCAAGAUAGCUGAGGUUCUGAGGGGGCCUGGUUCCUGCUCUAUGAUAUUCCUCUUCCCUCCAUGAGGAGGCUUUCAAUCUACUGUACCAGGCUGAGUGCCUGGGUGAACAUAUGUGGCAGUCAUCUGCACAGAGAGAUACUUUGUGUAUGACUGUGCCAGGGAACUGGAAGUGGUAAUAUUGGGCACAGUAUGUUAACAGUACAGCCUGUGUCGAGGGCAAACUGGGGUAAUGUGAACUGCCAGUAAACAGUACAUCCUCUGCUGAGGGCAGCCUGGGGCAGUGUGAACUGCCAGUAAACAGUACAGCCUGUGCUGAGGGCAGCAUGGAACAGUGUGAACUGUUAGUGAACAGUAGUCUGUUCUGAGGGCAGCCUUGUACAGUGAUGUCAGUUAACAGUGCAGUCUGUUGAGGGCAUCCUGGGAUGGUGUGAACUGUCAGUUAACAGUGCAGUCUGUUGAGGGCAUCCUGGGAUGGUGUGAACUGUCAGUUAACAGUGCAGUCUGUUGAGGGCAUCCUGGGAUGGUGUGAACUGUCAGUUAACAGUGCAGUCUGUUGAGGGCAUCCUGGGAUGGUGUGAACUGUCAGUUAACAGUGCAGUCUGUUGAGGGCAUCCUGGGAUGGUGUGAACUGUCAGUUAACAGUGCAGUCUGUGUUGAGGGCAGCCUGGGCAGUGUGUAUUGUUAGCUUCAGGCAGAUUUUACGGAGGCUUCAGCCACUGCUCUUGAGAAUUACAGAACAUUUAACUAAACUUCGGAUAAUGUAUCUUAGAAAAACAGAUGUUGCAAAAUAGUUCAUUUACUUUCCACCUGAUACAAUAUAGUUUAGCACAUCAGUAUUAAAAUGAGUAUUUGCUGUAAACUACUAGGAGUGUCUGUAUCAGACAGCGUAAGAAUGUCAGGUAUAAUGAGAAACAUUUGGGGAAUGAGGUGACCAUGCUUACAUUCUUCCUUCUGCCCAAAAUAGAUUUUUUUAAGACUGGGGUGAGUGCAUGCUGCCCUUCCUAGGACCUGAGUUUUGUUCCCGGCAUCCAUAUUAGGUGGCUCACAGCUGCCUGUAGCUCCAGGGAUCCUGCACCUGCUUCUUGACCUCUGUGGGCACUGCAUUCAAGUACACAAACCUGAAUACAGACACACAUUCACACAUAAUUAAAUCUGUAAAAAUCAGAUCUCGGGCUGGAGAGAUGGCUCAGUGGUUAAGAGCUCCUCCAGAGGUCCUGAGUUCAAUUCCCAGCAACCACAUGGUGGCUCACAACCAUCUGUAAUGGGAUCUGAUGCCCUCUUCUGGUAUGCAUGGAGACAGCCACAGUGCACUUAUACAUAAAUAAAUACAUAAAUAAAAAAAAUAGAUCUCUUAGAGGAAAAAUGUCAAUAAUGACUGGCAGGAAGCAGGUAUUGAGGUAUUGAGGUUUAUUCAUUCCCUAGCCCUCCUCUCCGAAAUGGGCUUUUAUCACCAUGGGGAAGAAGACUGUCUGGACUCUGGAUUACUUGACAGACAUGUCAUUGUACAAUUAGUUGAAGCUUUCCUUCAGAGUCAGAGGGAGGGAUGUUGGGAGACUGCAAAGUAGAAGAAAGCCAGCCACAUUUAAAGCUAGGCACAGUGGCAAAUUCUCUUGCAAUCCCAAAUUUAGGAGGUGGUAGAUCCAGGAGGGCCAGGCAUUCCAGGUUAUCCUUGUCUAUAUGGUGAACUUGAGGUCUGGACUACAUGAGACCCUAUGUCACAGAAGCAAAUAAAUAAAAGAUUUAAAAAGGGGAAAUAAAAUUCUAUCUAAGGUACCAAAGCAUAUUAUUUGGCCCAUCAUGGCCAGGCAAGACCAGUUGUUAUCAAAGCAGCUGUUAUGGCUGGAAUCUGGGAUAACUCAGGCUCAUGUUCUGGAGCGUGGGUCCUUUCCUUGCAGUGUUGUUUAGAUGACUGUGAAGCCAUUAGGGUGAAGCCGGGCUGGCAGAAGUAGGUGUCUAGGAGCAGGCAGGCCCUGAAGGCUAUACCCUUUCCCGGCUCCUGGUGGGCUGCUUUACCUCCUGUGAACAGGACACCCAUCUCUGCUACUAUGGACUGACACUGUGUGUGUGUGCGCGUGCGCACACGCGCGCGCGUGUGUACACAAGAGGACAAUUUCUGGAAGUCAAUUGUCUCCACCAUAUUGGCCCUAGGGAUUGACUCACUAGCUUGACUCAGUGUCUUUACCCACUGAGUUCCAGUAAGUCAGAAGUACUCUUUUAAGAAAUAGCAACUUAGGGCCUGGAGUGACGGCUCAGGGGUUAAGAGCACUGACUGCUCUUCCAGAGGUCCUGAGUUCAAUUCCCAGCAACCACAUGGUGGCUCACAACCAUCUGUAACAGGAUCCGAUUUACAUAUAAUAAAUAAAUAAAUCUUAAAAAAAAGAAAUAACUUAAUUCUCAAGUACGUACACACACACACACACACACACACACACACACACACACACACACACUCUCUCUCUCUCUCUCCUACCUUAUCCCAAGCUACCCUAAACUCACCAUGUAGACUAGGAUGACCUUGAACUUGCUGAGAUCUGCCAGUCCAGAGCCAGGGUACUGGGAUUCAAGUAUCCCACCAAAGAGGAAAAUAAGCAAAUGUACAAGGAUUAGAUAGACAUUGCCCAUAAUUAAUUAAAAUUCAGUGUUUUCUGAGAGUGGAAAUAUUGUCAUGAAAUAUUCCCUUUUGCAGCAAUGCUCAGAUCUGCCUCUUUAGAAUGGUCUUUCUUUUUGAAUGUUGCUAAUGGUGUACUGGCUGGUUUUGUGUAUCAAUUUGGCACACGCUAGAGUCAUCAGAGAGGAAGGACCUUCAGUUGAGAAAAUGCCUCCAUGAGCUCCAGCUGUAAGACAUUUUCAUAAUUAGGGAUCAGUGGGGCUAGCGCCAUUGUGGGUGGUACCACUCCUGGACUGGUGGUCCUGGGUCCUAUAAGAAGGCAGGCUGAGCAAGCCAGGGGAAGCAAGCCAGUGUGGGGUGGGGGCACCCCACUCAUGGUCUCUGCCUCAGCUCCUGUCUCCAGGUUCCUGCUCUGUCUGAGUUCCUGUCCUGGCUGCCUUUGGUGGUGAACAUGACUGCUGUGUGAUUGCCUGUCUGUCACUCGGGCUUUAUGGUAUCCCAGGGCAUUCAGAAUUGGGAGGUGCAUAAUGGAGUGUUAUUUAAGCCAUAAAUAAUGAACAGAAUGGAAUUGUGUCCUUUGCCAGAAGACAGAUACCCUGGAGGUCAUCCUGUGAAACGCAAUCAGCCAGACUCAGAACAGUCACCUCAUACUGGUAUUUCAAAGGUCUUGGCUCUCCUGACUCUAUGCCCAUCGUGAGGCAGAGCAUAGCAGAGGUUGAAGCAUGUACAAAGCCUUCUUGGCACAUGGGACAAAGAGGCAGAGACACCACUUUGUUCUGAGAUUGGUCUUACUGUGUAGCAAAGACUGACCUGGAAUUCAUGCAGCUCAGUUUGGUCUUGAGUUCAAGACCCAACUGCCUUAGCAGUUCUGGGUGUGUGCUAGGAAGUGUUCUCAGAUAAUGUUUUCAGAGCACGAGACACCUUCAUGUGUAGGCUAUCAUGAGUCAACUAACCUUUCUGUGGCUGGACCCUGCAGGUAAGGGGUGGAGCGCAGGGCAGAGGAGAGACUUCUGGCACUCUAAGGAGCCUGUGGACCACCUAGAUUCUUACCUGCUGCUAACAUUUCCACACCACAGGCACCCUCUAGCCUAUGGCAGCUGGGAACUUAUUUUUGCUUUCAAGAACCCAGUGAUAGGUCUGUUUCUCAAAUACAGCUGAUGUGGCUGACCUUGAGUGAAAGGAGACUGAAGGUUUUAGGAGACCCCAGUAUGUAGACCUGACUGAACUUGCCCCUGAAGCUGACAGCCCAUUGCAUACUCUUCACAUGAAUGAGAAAAAGGUGCCUGUUGUAUGUGGAGGCCUUUAACCCAGAUCCCCUGAGGCCGGAGCCCAUGUGAGGCACAACUACAUGACCACAUAGGGUGAUGUGAUGGUUUGCAUAUUUGGCCCAGGGAGUGGCACUAUUAGAAGGUGUGGCCUUGUUGGAGGAAGUGUGUCACUGUGGGGGGGUGGGCUUGGAGACCCUCCUCCUAGCUGCCUGGGGAUGCUCAGUCUGUUCCUGGCUUCCUUUGGUUGAAGAUGUAGAACUCAGCUCCUCCUGCACCAGGCCUGCCUGGAUGCUGCCAUGCUCCUGCCUUGAUAAUGGACUAAACCUCUGAUCUGUAAGCCAGCCCUAAUUAAAUGUUGUCCUUUAUAAAACUUA